AUGGAAAGGACUUCAAAUCUACAUUUUUCGUCUUGCACAGAAUGUAUUUAUCAAACGAAGGAUGGCGCCCUAGACAUGCGAACACUUGGAAAUAUUAAAAAACCAAAAUUUGCCGAUAUACCAGAUCAAGAUAAGACAAAAUUGUUAACAUAUUCUUAUAAUGGAUGUUUUUCGUAUAAUGAAGGUUCAUGUAAAAAGGCAGCUGCGUGCAAAAAGGAUUUAGUUUCCAAAACCUCAUCAGUGAUUGCUAUUCAGAAAGAUCCAAAAUUCGACUAUUCUCAAGGAAUAUCAACGCUUGAAUAUACGAAUGGUAAUGAUAUCCAAGUUCAAGUCUUUUUAGUAUGUGAGGAGAAAGACGAGCAAGCGAAAGGAGGAAUGAUCGAUGCAAAAAGUUACGGAAUUUACAUUCUAAAUAAGUGUGCAUGCCCUGGUAAAUGUAAAUAUGUCGCGCCCAGAGGAUUAUCAGGUGGUGCAGUAAUCGUCAUUAUAUUUUUAUGUUUAUUAGUUGUGUAUCUAAUAGGUGGAAUAUUGUAUAUGAGAUAUAUGAGAGGUGCCCGAGGUGUUGAAAUGCUUCUUAGAUUAGUCGUUUAUUACAUGGUUCCUUUUUUGCAUAUAAAAUAUAUUUGA
Molecule: messenger RNA, 627 nt
Organism: Didymodactylos carnosus
Lineage: Eukaryota; Metazoa; Rotifera; Eurotatoria; Philodinida; Philodinidae
Source: the annotation of a GenBank genome assembly